Paramacrobiotus metropolitanus is the source of this 1364-nucleotide messenger RNA. Its product is annotated as telomerase Cajal body protein 1-like. The record is from RefSeq and is a predicted model, not a curated record. Gene Ontology annotation, biological process: Cajal body organization. Gene Ontology annotation, cellular component: Cajal body. Gene Ontology annotation, molecular function: RNA binding; protein binding. NCBI's taxonomy places the organism in Eukaryota, Metazoa, Tardigrada, Eutardigrada, Parachela, Macrobiotidae.
AUGACGGAGACGGAGGACGCAGCCGCUGUUGGGAAUGCUGCGGUGUCGUUGUAUGAUUUUUCGCGUCCGCCCUACCUCACCCAUGUGGCGGAUGAAUACGGGAAGGGAAAACCUGCAAAUAAUUUCCUUAAGGGCUGUAAAUGGGCUCCCGACGGUUCGUGUGUGCUGACCAACUCCUCCGAUUGUGUGCUGCGCAUUUUUAACGCUCCCGACUUAAGCUCUUUACCCGCGGAAGCCCAGCCAUGGACUUCGGCGUUGUGUGUGCGUGAAGUGGAUUUAGUGUAUGAUUAUGUGUGGUAUCCCAAGAUGAGCUCUCUCCACCCGGAAACGGCUUGUUUCAUCACGACGGCCAAGACCGCUCCUGUACAUUUAUGGGACGCUUUUACGGGUGCACUGCGCGCUAGUUAUAGGAAAGAUUAUGCUGAUGCGGUUAUUGCGGCGCAUAGUGUAGGCGUGGAUCCGAGCGGGGAAAUCAUUUAUGCCGGAUACAAGAAUACGCUGAGAUUAUUCGAUAUUUCUUGUCCAGGUGAUCAGUGUACAACCAUCGGAUUAAGCGCCAAACAAUCCCAACAAGGCGGUAUCAUCUCCAGCAUCGCCUUCGAUUCGAGCGGCGUGGAUCUCAUCGCUCUGGGCUCUUACAACCGCACCAUCGGGAUCUACAGCGCCGACUGCGAAGUCAUGAGCCUGCUGCAGUCCCACACCGGCGGCAUCACCCAGCUGACCUUCUCCAGGGACGGACGCCGGCUGUACAGCGGCGCCCGCAUGGAUCCGUCCAUCUUCUGCUGGGAUCUGCGGAUGGGGAAGGUGCUGCGAGAAUUUCGACGGAAUAUCAAUACCAAUCAGCGGGUGACGUUCGACAUGGAUCCCAGUGAGACGUUCCUGGUCUCUGGGAUGCAGAACGGCGUCCUGGGGGUGUGGGAGUUGCAGGGGGAGAAAGCCUGGACGUUUCCCGUGCAUGCUGAUAUGGUUAACGGGGUCAGCUGGCAUCCUGCCUGGCCGGUACUGGUCACGGCGUCCGGACAGCGGCAUCUGACGGAAAUGGACGAUGAUGACAGCGGGGAUGUUAUCGCUCAAGGAACGCAGGAUAAUACGCUCAAGUUGUGGUAUGUUGGUUGAGUGAGAGAAAGAAUGCCUUUUGCAUCAUUUGUGAGUGUGAAUAGCUGCAGUGAUAUGUAAGUGUUUGUUAAAAACAGUUUUACUGGUUUAUUGUUGCUGUGCGCAGUGCAGCUGUUUGUAUACUUAAUCCAAAGUGGUUGUAAACGAGUGUGAUGAAAUGUCUUCCCCUUGUUUUUGUGCAAGAUAUGGCGGGUGCUGCCUUUCAUCGAUUUAUUUUGCCUGAUGGCGUUAAAACUGGAUAUCUUGAA